This is a messenger RNA of Saccostrea cuccullata (small rock oyster), 609 nucleotides long. RefSeq lists its product as uncharacterized. NCBI's taxonomy places the organism in Eukaryota, Metazoa, Mollusca, Bivalvia, Ostreida, Ostreidae. The transcript is spliced from 2 exons. The record is from RefSeq and is a predicted model, not a curated record. The coding region runs from base 1 to 477 and encodes 158 amino acids.
AUGGCGCUUAGGGACAAAAAAGGAAGGUUUCUUGGUGUCAAAAAGAAAAAAACAAACACCAGUCCUUCAAGAAGAAAAAAAACAACAUAUGAAGGCGACCAUGAUUAUUUAUCGGGACUAAGUGAUCAUUGUUGUCCGCCUCAAAUUAACAUCGAUUUGGGGAAUAAUGUCGAUAGGAUUGGAUGGAGGGAGGGACGUCGCAUUGUUGAAUUUGAUGUCCUAUUGUCUAGUUUAAAAACAUGUAAGUUCUGCAAAUUAGGUCCCGUGCCGUUAAUUAUUUAUAAUAUCGUUGGUGAAUUGAAGAAAGGACUCGGGGGGUAUUUGUAUGUAAAAUGCAUGAACCCUGAGUGUGAACAGAUAAACUGUGCACCAUACGGCAAAACACAUCGCCAGAAGAAAAAAGGCAUGCCCUGUUUCGUUGCAAACACAAAGCUUUGUACAUCCAUGAUUGACAGUAUAGAGGGCCAAACAGGGUGAAUAAUUUCCUAUCAACAUUAAAUAUAAAACCCAUCGAUCAAAAGAACUUAAAGUCCAUGGAACGCCGAGCAGGGCAAAAAAUUGAGGAGGUAGCCAAGCAGAUAGAGCAGCCAAAGAAACAUAUAAACUAGA